AUAGUCGUUUUCUGUGCCGAGCUCGACGUCCCAACGACCAACGAACCAACUGUGACAGUCGCCUUCCACAAGGUUCUUCUGAACCAGAGCCAGAAAGAGCUUGAGAAAGACGACGACGACGACAAAGAGGAGAUUUUUGAAAAGGAGCAAAAGCGUUCGGGUGACACUGCGGAGGCUGAGGCAGAGAAGCAGCCCCCUGUGCCAGAACCGGAGCUAAAGGAGGCUCCCCCAGUCCGUUCCCAGGAGGAAACAGAGGAGAAAUGGGAAGAGGAGGAGAGGCGUUUAAGCGCUACGAUGUCUGGUGCAAAUCAAGACACACAAAAUGCAAGCAUUUCCAGGGAUGAAAGUGUUCAAUUGCCUGCAACAAGCCAAGGUUAUGUUUUACCUGAAGGGAAAAUCAUGCCAAAUUCAAUUUUUGUAGGAGGAAUAGAUAUAUGGAUGGAUGAGACUGAAAUCCGGAGCUUCUUUGCUCGAUAUGGCACUGUUAAAGAAGUAAAAAUAAUCACAGAUAGGGCUGGUGUGUCCAAGGGGUAUGGAUUUGUAUCGUUUUUGGACAACGUUGAUGUACAAAAAAUUGUUGAAUCGCAAAUAAACUUCCAUGGAAAGAAACUCAAGCUGGGACCUGCAAUAAGAAAACACCCGAAUUUAUGUACCUAUCAUGUGCAGUCUAGGCCAGUACUUAUUAAUUCACCCACACCUCAGUUCCACAGUGUUUGGAGUAAGCAAGAGACAUAUAUGCAUCCUCCAGCUGUGAUGAGCCCUAUAACACAAUAUGUUCAGGCAUAUCCUUAUGGUUCACCAACUUCACUAAUUCAGCAGCAAGUCCCUGUAGGAUACCAACCAACUUACAAUUACCAGGUUCCACCCCAGUGGCCUCCUGGAGAGCCAAGAAAUUACAUCAUGCCUCCGCUGGGAAA
This is a messenger RNA of Sphaerodactylus townsendi, 917 nucleotides long. RefSeq names its product deleted in azoospermia-like. The annotation marks the transcript as partial. The record is from RefSeq and is a predicted model, not a curated record. Gene Ontology annotation, molecular function: mRNA 3'-UTR binding; protein binding. The transcript has 3 exons. NCBI's taxonomy places the organism in Eukaryota, Metazoa, Chordata, Lepidosauria, Squamata, Sphaerodactylidae.